UCUAUAGCACUCUACAGGAGACAUUUCUCGGCUGUCGAUUUUCCGAAUUCUGCAUUCUUCUUUUGUCUAUGAAGAUAUAGAAUUGUGGCGAAAUGGCUGCUGCGAAUAUUGUUCGUAGUGCUUUCAGUGGAUUAUUACGCAAAUCCACAUCUUACAGAACUCCGGUCGUAUGUAGGCUAUCUACAGUAGUUGCUGUACAAAAACUUCGUACCGUACAAUCCAUUGCUAAGAUAAACUACCAAGUGCAAAAUGGGGUAUAUGCCCGACAGUACUCGUCCGGUGCGCAGGCUAAGCCAUCGCCGCAGGAAAUUCAAGAACGAGUUAUGAAAGUGUGCAAGGCUUACGACAAACUGACUAAUAGCAAGAACGCGAAACUCUGCGUCCGCAACUACAGUGGUGGACCUCCACUCACCCUAGACUUGAUUAGGAAAAGAGUUCUGCUCGUACUCCAACUCUAUGACAAAGUUAAACCUGAGAAGUUAACUUUGGAGUCCCACUUCAUGACAGACUUGGGACUAGACUCUCUUGACCAUGUAGAGGUGAUCAUGGCUAUGGAAGAUGAAUUUGGUUUUGAAAUUCCCGAUGGUGAUGCAGAGAGGCUGGUGAGGCCCAAAGAUAUUGUUCAGUACAUUGCAGAUAAAGAAGACAUUUAUGAAUAAAAUUUUCGUUUAAAAUAAAUCUCAACAGUCUUAGACCAAAUGUGAUUUGAUUUUAAGAAACAAAUACUUUUUACUCACAAUUGGUCUAAGGUUUAUUGUGAUUCUGCUUAGUUUCUAGUUUGUUUUGUUUAACAUGUUUUUCAGAAGAAUGAACAUUGUGAAAGAAAUUAAGGAACAUCUAUGUGGUGGGAUGUAAAAAGUGUAAAUUCCGUUUUUAUUCAAUACAGCCUUGUUAGAAUAGA
Molecule: messenger RNA, 901 nt
Organism: Papilio machaon (common yellow swallowtail)
Lineage: Eukaryota; Metazoa; Arthropoda; Insecta; Lepidoptera; Papilionidae
Gene: ND-ACP
Product: acyl carrier protein, mitochondrial
Exons: 4
Coding region: 93-659 (188 amino acids)
Biological process (GO): fatty acid biosynthetic process
Cellular component (GO): mitochondrion
Molecular function (GO): acyl carrier activity; acyl binding
Source: RefSeq, a predicted model, not a curated record